Molecule: messenger RNA, 1963 nt
Organism: Dioscorea cayenensis subsp. rotundata (Guinea yam)
Lineage: Eukaryota; Viridiplantae; Streptophyta; Magnoliopsida; Dioscoreales; Dioscoreaceae
Product: lysM domain receptor-like kinase 4
Exons: 1
Coding region: 60-1940 (626 amino acids)
Biological process (GO): protein phosphorylation
Molecular function (GO): protein kinase activity; ATP binding
Source: RefSeq, a predicted model, not a curated record
UUUGUAUCUGUCUGCCAAGAAGAGAAGAAGAGCAAUAGAGAAACCAUCAGCAAGUCACCAUGAAACACUUGUUGCAAAUCAAUAUCAUCCCCCUCAUCUUCUUUAUGCUCUGCACCUCAAACAUCAUCAUGAUCAUCAGAGCUCAGCAAGGAUAUGCAGGCAGUGGUGUGAACUGUAGCAUCAAAGGCGACACAACUCCUCCAUCCCCAUCCUACCUUUACACCUGCAACGGCUAUCAUCUCUCUUGCAAUACUUUUCUUGUAUUUAACUCCCAGCCAAACUUCACUUCAGUGUCCUCCAUAUCCAAUCUCAUGUCCAUACAACCCUCUGAGCUUGCCAAGAUAAACAGCGUUACAAAAUCUCACAAGUUUACACAAGGCAAGGAGGUGAUCAUCCCUGUCAACUGCUCUUGCUCAGGUCAGUACUACCAGGCCAACACAUAUUAUGUGAUAGGAGACAGUGAUACUUACUAUUCUCUGGCAACCUAUGUUUACCAGGGACUUAGUUCCUGCAGUUCCCUAGCAAACCAGAAUCCUUAUGAUCAUAAUGACUUGUAUGCUGGACUUAAAUUGUUAGUACCUCUUAGGUGUGCUUGUCCUACAAAAUAUCAAACUAACAAUGGCAUCCACUAUCUCUUAACAUACCCCAUUUUUGAGAAUGAUAGCAUAUCAGACCUACGUGAGAGAUUCAAAGUUAGUGAACAAAGCAUCGUUUCUGCGAAUGGGUUCAGUGAGGAAGACCCUGUUAUAUUUCCAUUCACCACUGUUUUGAUUCCUUUGCCAACACCACCUUCAAGCAACCAAACCAUAAUUCACCACCCAGUUCAAUAUCCUCCACCGGGUGCCACCCCUGGACCAGUACUUGCUCCUCCUGUCAUGACUCAGGGAUCAAAAGGAAGACGUCCUCUGUGGUUUGGUAUUGGAGCUGCUUUCAUUUUCAUCAUCAGUGCUACUAUUGCUCUGUAUUUUCUUCGCAAGAUAGUUGCAGAGGCUGCUGCUAAGAAGAAGAUGAUGAAGAGGAAGAGAUGUGUUCUGCCUAAAGAAAUUCUUGAAUAUCAGGUUGGUGCAGGUCAUGCACUUAAAGUGUUUGGAAUGGAGGAACUGGAAGCAGCGACAGAUGACUUCAGCUCAGAGCGCAGGCUUGGGGGUUCAGUGUACAAGGGAGUGCUCAGAGGUGCUCUAAUGGCCAUUAAGGAGACUUGCAGAGAAGCUUCAAAGGAGGUCAAUAUACUGCACAAGCUCAACCAUUUCAAUCUCAUUAGCCUUGCCGGCGUGAGCUUAGGCAUGGACAACUGUUAUCUGGUGUAUGAGUACAUGGAGAAUGGUUCUCUGAAAGAUUGGCUUUAUAACAAUAGACAUUGGUGUUUGAAACAGAGGAUUCAGAUUGCUGUAGAUGUGGCUGAGGGACUUGACUAUCUCCACAACUUUGCAGAGCCACCAUACGUGCACAAUGACAUUAAGAGCAGUAACAUUCUCCUGAAUGGGAACUUGAGAGCAAAGAUUUCAAAUUUUUCUCAGGCGAGAGCAUCAGAGUGGAAGAAAGGUGGUUGUGAAAUCACAGAGAACGUGAAAGGAACUAUUGGUUACAUUGCACCAGAGUAUCUAGAAUCAGGAAUGGUGACUCCAAAGCUUGAUGUGUUUGCCUUUGGAGUGGUCUUGCUGGAGUUGAUCACAGGGAAGGAUCCUGUGUUUGAGCAGGAUGGAAAGGAAAGGCUCUUAUCAGCAGUGAUAAUAAUGUCCCUGAAUGAAGAAGCCAAGCUAAUAACUGAGUUCAUCGGUCCUGCUAUGAGGGAUGAUAGUCAGCUUGAUCUUGUAAUGGCAAUGGUGAAGCUAAGUGUGGCAUGUUUGAAUCAUGAUCCAGAGAGCAGGCCUAGCAUGAAGGAAGUUGUCUCAAUUCUUUCAAUAAUCCAAUCAGAGUUAAUGAGCCGAGAGAUAGUUUAGUUUAGUUUAGUUUAGUAACAAAU